AUGAACGUGCAGUCGCUCUCCCUGGGCUCCCAUACCGGCACGCACAUCGACGCCCCGUCUCACUUUGUCGCAUCUGGAAAAUGCGUCGACGAGGUCCCGCUUCGCCAGUUCAUCGGGCCCGCGCUCGUCAUUGACGUCUCAGGCAAGGCCAAUCGAGAGAAGAUUACGUGGGCCGACCUGGCGCCAUUCGAGGAGGAAAUGCGCCAUCGGGCCGCCCAGGAUGACGGCCUCAUCCUGCUGCUGUAUACUGGCUGGGCGAAGCACUGGGGCACGGCAACGUACUUUGAUCAUCCUUUCAUCGUGCACGACGCUGCUGUCAAGAUGGUUGAAGCAGGCAUCAGGACCAUCGGCGUCGAUACCCUCAGCCCAGAUGAGACGUUCCUCGAUCCCGAGAUGCACAGUAGCUUCGACGCGCAUCACGUCCUGUUGGGUGCCGGAUGUGUGAUUGCGGAGAACCUGACUAGCGUAGAACGCCUGUUGGGCGGGGAAUGGGUUGUUAAUUUGGUCCCGCUGAAGAUUGGCGGGUGCGAUGGUUCGCCUGUGCGUGCUUUUGCAUACCGCCGCAUGUGA
Molecule: messenger RNA, 570 nt
Organism: Fibroporia radiculosa
Lineage: Eukaryota; Fungi; Basidiomycota; Agaricomycetes; Polyporales; Fibroporiaceae
Exons: 1
Coding region: 1-570 (189 amino acids)
Molecular function (GO): arylformamidase activity
Source: RefSeq, a predicted model, not a curated record